AUGGAGGAACCAUUGAACACAAAUAAUAUGGAAGAAGCAAGCAUUCGUACCAGUUUUAUUAGGGAACAUUUAAAAUUCCAGGGAAUUCCUCUCGAAUAUCGUCCUGUCAUCCCUAAAGUAACAUAUUCUAAAUCAACACUUCAAACUGUUUUAGCAGUAGAUAUUCUGUUGCAAGAAUAUAUAACAACCGACAGUGACAUCGAUGAAAUCCGACACUGGAUAUAUAUAGCAGCAAGGACGGUUGUGAAACAAUUGGGACUAAUAAGAGAAGUAGAUCCGCCAAAAGGGAAGAAUAUUUCUGAUGUUAAAAGAAUCUUGGUCCACCUUGGAGGAGAAGGCUGA
Nezara viridula (southern green stink bug) is the source of this 342-nucleotide messenger RNA. NCBI's taxonomy places the organism in Eukaryota, Metazoa, Arthropoda, Insecta, Hemiptera, Pentatomidae. The record is from the annotation of a GenBank genome assembly.